Messenger RNA from Rhopalosiphum padi (bird cherry-oat aphid), 441 nucleotides. RefSeq names its product piggyBac transposable element-derived protein 4-like. Bases 1 to 441 code for a protein of 146 amino acids. The record is from RefSeq and is a predicted model, not a curated record. The transcript has a single exon. NCBI's taxonomy places the organism in Eukaryota, Metazoa, Arthropoda, Insecta, Hemiptera, Aphididae.
AUGCAGAAUCCUACUGACCAUUCUGAAAAUACUCCUAUUGAUAGACUUUUCAAAAUUCGACCUCUUAUAAAUUAUUUCAAUACCAAAAUGAAUAAUAUUUAUUACCCUAAUAAAGAGCUUUCACUCGAUGAGUCAAUGGUAUUGUGGAGAGGCCGCCUUAUUUUUCGACAGUAUAUACAAAAUAAACGCCAUAAAUAUGGUGUUAAAUUGUACAUGCUUACCGAACCAAAUGGACUUAUUAUAAAAUUUGCUGUAUAUACGGGUGUUUUAGAUGACCUAGGAGGUAAAGGUCAUGCUGCAAACGUAGUACUACAUCUGAUGUCCGAAAAAUUAAAUAAUGGUCAUUCAAUGUACAUGGACAAUUUUUAUAAUAGCAUCGAUUUAGCUGAACAAUUAUUACAAAAAAAGACAUACUGUACGGGCACAUUAAGAUCUAACUGA